CUGAGAUGCAGCAUGACAUGACUGAGGGAGACUGUGGACAGCAAACAGCCGCCAUCAGAAUGAAGGGUUUUCAUGCUCUCGCCAUUUGGCAGAAAUUACAAUUAUUCUACCAAGGGAUUCUGGGAAAUGGAGACAAGAGGACAGACGGUUGGCCUCUGGUCUAUUCUCCUGUGCCUAUCAGCUCCAUCUUUCUGUGCUACCUGCUCAUUAUAUGGUUGGGGCCAAAGUUGAUGAGGAAUAGGCAGCCAGUCAACCUCAAACCCCUCCUGAUAGUUUACAACUUUGCCAUGGUUUGCCUGUCUGCCUACAUGUUCUAUGAGUUUACAGCCUCUUCCUGGUUGGCCAAAUACAGUCUGCUGUGCCAGCCAGUUGACUACAGUGACAGCCCACAGGCCAUGAGGAUGGCCAGGGUAUGCUGGUGGUUCUACUUCUCAAAAGUAAUAGAGCUCAGUGACACUAUUUUCUUUAUCCUGAGAAAGAAAAACAGUCAGCUGACCUUCCUCCAUGUCUACCAUCACGCCACAAUGAUCUUCAACUGGUGGGCUGGGGUUAAAUAUGUGGCAGGGGGCCAGUCUUUCCUGAUUGGUCUGAUCAACUCCCUGGUCCAUGUAGUGAUGUAUUUGUACUAUGGAUUGGCAGCUUUUGGACCAAGCAUGACCAAAUACCUCUGGUGGAAGCGCUACCUUACCUCUCUACAGCUGCUCCAGUUUUUCAUCGUGACUAUCCACACCACCUACAACCUGUUUGCUGACUGUGACUUCCCCGACUCCAUGAACAUGGCUGUGUUCACCUACUCCCUCAGCCUGAUCGCUCUCUUCAGUAACUUCUACUACAAAAGCUACCUCACCAAGACCAAGCCAAAGAAGACAUAAGACUCAUUGAGGAAAGAGAGAAAAGAGUUGAGAUCAAACAUUUGGAAAUACAUCAAGAGAAAGGGGAACGGAAAAAUGUUAGAAGGAAUAAAAAUAUAUUUUUAUGUAAUAUUUGAAUGUAAAUGUCGGCAUGAUUUCUUACAUACACUAAUAUUUAUUUAUUUGUCUGUGUUAUGAAUCAUACAAUUGUGCCUUAAACAGACAUACACAUGUAGAUUUAUGAGGGUCUUUCAUUUACCACAUUCAUUGAUUGCUUCUGUUCAUUCAUCCAGUACAAAACUGCCAACACUCUCAACACACAUUAACCCUUGUUUAAUGGCUCCCUUCCCCCAUGCUCCUAAUAGAUGAGACUUUUUAAUCACCAGAGGAGUCGCUUCAUUCUUCUCCAACAACCAUUGGCUGGCGUUCACAGCCAAUCAACUGUUGGUUGCCAUUAGCUCUGUAUCCAUCUAUUCCUCCCCUUUUAUAGAUAAGGGUCCCCCUCCCCAGUUUCUAGCAUUUAAUCCCUUUUACCAACGGGGAAACCACAGACCGCUCUACA
This is a messenger RNA of Eleginops maclovinus (Patagonian blennie), 1413 nucleotides long. RefSeq names its product ELOVL fatty acid elongase 8a (gene elovl8a). The transcript is spliced from 8 exons. Gene Ontology annotation, cellular component: endoplasmic reticulum membrane. Gene Ontology annotation, biological process: fatty acid elongation, saturated fatty acid; very long-chain fatty acid biosynthetic process; sphingolipid biosynthetic process. Gene Ontology annotation, molecular function: fatty acid elongase activity. The record is from RefSeq and is a predicted model, not a curated record. NCBI's taxonomy places the organism in Eukaryota, Metazoa, Chordata, Actinopteri, Perciformes, Eleginopidae. The coding region runs from base 6 to 872 and encodes 288 amino acids.